AUGGUUCAUUUCAAGAAUAGGUACAUGGUGGUGGAGGUCUUUAUAGAUGCAGCUAGAGGUGAACAGGACCUUGUAAUCCUCACCCAAUUUAAUAUAACAAAAGUUAUAAGAGACAGCAUUCAGCUCAACUUUGGGGAGUGUGGCCUAGCUGGAUCUCUUGGAUCAUUGCAAGUUAAGUAUGUUAAUCCUGUAACAAAGCUCUGCAUUGUUCGUGUGUCACGUGAAGACCACCAGAAAGUUUGGGCUGCUAUGGCAAUGGUGAGGUGCAUUGGGAAGAUCCCUGUUUCAUUCAACUUGCUCGACAUGAGUGGAAGCACCAGGGCUUGCAAGAAAGCUGCACUGGAGUGUGAUGAAGCGAAAUUUGAACAAUACAAGGUGGCUACUGGUGAUCGUAUCACGGCAGAUAUCAUCCAGUCCGUAGAGAGCUGCUUUGAGAAGAUUAGAGUACUAGAGAGCUAG
Messenger RNA from Miscanthus lutarioriparius, 459 nucleotides. Lineage: Eukaryota; Viridiplantae; Streptophyta; Magnoliopsida; Poales; Poaceae. The record is from the annotation of a GenBank genome assembly.